Musca domestica (house fly) is the source of this 1242-nucleotide messenger RNA. RefSeq names its product lipase 3. Gene Ontology annotation, biological process: lipid metabolic process. The record is from RefSeq and is a predicted model, not a curated record. Lineage: Eukaryota; Metazoa; Arthropoda; Insecta; Diptera; Muscidae. Gene Ontology annotation, molecular function: hydrolase activity, acting on ester bonds. The coding region runs from base 1 to 1242 and encodes 413 amino acids. The transcript is spliced from 3 exons.
AUGAAGACGUGGUUCUUGUUUGUUCUCUUAAUAGUAGUGGCCAAGGCUGGAGUGCCACAGCCAACUGAACUGUUGAAAUAUUUGUUCGAUUCUGAUCCAAAAUUGUUACUGAAACCCAAACUGACGACAGCUGAUCGCAUUGCUGCCCAUGGCUAUCCGGUUGAGAGUCAUCACAUUAUCACCGAAGAUGGUUACAAUAUUACCGCCUUCCGCAUGCCCUACUCCCAUAAAUUGCAAAAUCAAAAAGAUUUCCGUCCCAUUGUUUUGCUACUGCAUGGUCUCUUUUGUAGUUCCGAUUUUUGGAUCUUGAAUGGACCCAAUGACGCCCUGUCUUUCAAUCUCGUCGAUGCUGGCUAUGAUGUUUGGAUACUUAACUCCCGUGGCAAUACCUAUGGCCGUAAACAUAUCUCCCGCUCCACUAAUCAUCCCUACUUUUGGCGUUUCAGUUGGCAUGAAAUUGGUUUCUAUGACAUUGCAGCUCAAAUUGAUUAUGCCUUGGCCACAAAUGGCCAGGGCCAGAAGUCAGUGCAUUUUGUGGCCCAUUCUCAAGGCACAUCGGCAUUCUUUGUAUUGACCUCAGCUCGACCGGAAUAUAAUGAAAAGAUCAAAACUGCUCACACCAUGGCUCCUAUUGCCUAUGUCAGCAAUAUGUCGGAUAAAAUGUUGACGAGAAUGGCUCCAGUGUUGGGUCAUCAAAAUGCCGUUACAGCGGCCUUUAGUGAUCAGGAAUUUUUGCCACACAAUGAAUUCUUUACGAAAUUGGGUUACAAUGCCUGCAAUCCAAAUUCCAUGCUGCAUAGCAUGUGCAGUGCGAUGGCUUUUAUGUUCGAGGGCAGUGAAUCAAAUGCUAAUAGGUCCGCUGUAACAAUCAUGGCCGAAACCCAUCCCGCCGGUCUGUCGACCAAUCAAAUGUUACACACAAUGCAAGAACAUCAAUCCGGUCGUUUCUGUUGGUAUGAUCAUGGCAAGGCGAAAAACCUAAAAUUAUAUAGCCAAGAAACUCCCCCAGACUAUAUAGUGGAACAAAUUACGGCCAACGUUCAUUUGUGGUAUUGUGAUACAGAUCCAGCUGUGGCCGUGGAGGAUGUUGAAAUUUUAGCUAGCAAAUUGCCGAAUAGGGUCAAGCAUCAUAUUACCGACCCCACUUGGGCCCAUAGUGACUAUGUCACACACAUCGAUGUGAAGAGAUUGAUAAAUGAACCGAUUAUUGAGAUAAUGAAUCAAUAUGAAGAGGCUUUGUGA